Molecule: messenger RNA, 1248 nt
Organism: Lacerta agilis (Sand lizard)
Lineage: Eukaryota; Metazoa; Chordata; Lepidosauria; Squamata; Lacertidae
Product: zinc finger protein 501-like
Exons: 1
Coding region: 1-1248 (415 amino acids)
Source: RefSeq, a predicted model, not a curated record
AUGUCACCACAAAGGGCCAAAGAGGAGGAGGAGCAAGGAAGCAGAGGGUUCAAGAUGGAGGCAGCAGGCAAGAGGGAGACGAAAGCAGAAGGCGAGGGUGACUCUGGUACGUCUCAGGGUGGUGAAAAUCAAAUUCACAGAGAGGAGAAAAAGCAUGAAUGUACAGUGUGUGGAAAGAGAUUGGGUAGUCGCUCAACUCUUACUUCACAUCAAAGAGUGCACACAGGAGAGAAAGCGUAUACAUGUACAGUGUGUGGAAAGAGCUUCAGUGACAGCAGUUCCCAUAGGAGACACCGAAGAACUCAUACAGGGGAGCAACCUUAUACAUGUUCCGAAUGUGGAAAGAGCUUCAGUCAUAGUCACAGCCUUACGUCGCAUCAACGAACUCAUACAGGGGAGAAACCGUAUACAUGUUCCGAGUGUGGAAAGAGCUUCAGUGACAGUAGUUCCCAUACUAAUCACCGAAGAACUCAUACAGGGGAGAAACCGUAUACGUGUUCCGAGUGUGGAAAGAGCUUCAGUGACAGCAGUUCCCAUAGGAGACACCGAAGAACUCAUACAGGGGAGCAACCGUAUACAUGUUCAGAGUGUGGAAAGAGCUUCAGUGACAGCAGUUCCCAUAGGAGACACCAAAGAACUCAUACAGGGGAGCAACCUUAUACAUGUUCUGAAUGUGGAAAGAGCUUCAGUCAUAGUCACAGCCUUACGUCGCAUCAGCGAACUCAUACAGGUGAGAAACCGUAUACAUGUUCCGAGUGUGGAAAGAGCUUCAGUGAGAGUAGCAGCCUUAAGUCACAUCAACAAAUUCAUACACGUGAGAAACCAUAUACAUGUUCAGAGUGUGGAAAGAGCUUCAGUCAGAGUAGUGCCCUUACCUUGCAUCAAAGAACUCAUACUGGGGAGAAACGUUAUAAAUGUUUUGAAUGUAAAAAGAGCUUCAGUCACAGUUGUUCCCUUACCUUGCAUCUACGAACUCAUACAGGGGAGAAACCAUAUACCUGUUCAGUGUGUGGAAAGAGCUUCAGUCACAGUGGUACCCUUACUAAGCACCAAAGAACUCAUACAGGGGAGAAACCGUAUACAUGUUCAGAGUGUGGAAAGAGCUUUGGUACGAAUGGUAGCCUUACGUCGCAUAAAAGAUCUCACAGAGGAGAGACACUGUAUAUAUGUUCAGAGUGUGGAAAGAGCUUCACUUACAGCAAUGGCUUACUAGACAUCAGAGACUCAUCAAGGCAGCAAACCUUAUAA